AUGGGGUCCACUCGUAUGAUUCCUUUAGAAUCUUCCAGAAAUGCACCCCACCCUCUCCUGAUUACAGCUGUGCCUUGGCUUGAUGCUGAUCGCCUCAAACUGUCAGUGCUACAGCUCUCAUUAAUUCAUGUGACACUAGAAACAUCUUUCUAUUUAAGGGUGACCAUUACGACAAAAAUAAUGCAUCAUAACGCAGCAGAGCUAAAUGUGAUCGCUCCAUUUUUAAGCUUCAGACGUGCAACCUUGUUUCUCCUGUGUGUGAUGCUUCACCACUUUUUCAUCCGCCAGGCAGUGGCCAUUGAGCUGUGUGCACGAGGCAGGGGUCAAAAUCCACAUGAGUUAUGUACAGGACCUUGUGUAACAUUGGACACCUGCAGUGGAGCGCAUCUGAAGGGAUCGCUCCAACAUUCAACACGGUCACGUUGCGUAUAUUCCAUAUUCAGAGAAAGUCCAGUGGUGGAGUGUGGAAUCCCCUGCUGUGAGAGCUGUUCUUCUUUCUGGUGCUGUGCAAAAGUAAAAAUAACAGAACAUCUACUGAUCAUGAGCACAGACAAGCAUCCUGAGUUAACUUCCCUAGAGGAAGAUGGGACGCAAGCGUUCAGUGAUGUCGCAGAAGUGAAGUCGCAGGAGGAGGAGGAGGAGGAGAAGGAGAACACACUCAGUGAGAAUGGGAUCAAGUGUGAUGAAGGUCUCCCUGAUGCACGUGUAAUAAAGAUGGAGGCUGAGGAGGCAGGAGGCAACGAACCAUAUCUCGAGGCUGAGAAAGAAGGAGAGAUGGUGUCAAAAGAGGAAGCAGAGGGGGGCAGUGAGGAUGGCAUGGAGGACAGAUUUGAUGAGGAGAGAACAGAGGAGGACAAUGACGAGGAGAGGGACAUGGAGGGGGAUGAAGAGGGAGAUGUCCCAAAUGAACCACAGGACCUUUCUCUGGUAGACUACACGCGUUACGACGGCGCAGCCCUGUCAGACGACCAUGCAAUGGCGGUGACAGAGGAGGCCAUUGCAGAAGGAACGUACAUGUCUGGAAGCUCCCGCAACCAGACGCCGAGCAAGCUCAGCUGUGACAUCUGUGGCCUGUCCUGCAUUAGCAUUAACGUCCUGCUGGUGCACAAGCGCAGCCACACGGGUGAGAGGCCAUUCCACUGCACUCAGUGUGGGGCCUCCUUCACCCAGAAGGGAAACCUGCUUCGCCACAUCAAACUGCACUCCGGGGAGAAGCCUUUCAAAUGCCCGAUGUGCAGCUACGCCUGCCGCAGACGUGACGCUCUGAGCGGGCACCUGCGCACCCAUUCUGUGGAGAAGCCCUUCAAGUGCAACCACUGCAAUCGCAGCUACAAACAGCGUAGCUCUCUGGAAGAGCACAGAGAGAGGUGCCAUGUGUACAUUCAAAGCAAAGGUCCCACCGAGAGAGCAGAGGACAACCAGCCGUCCAGGGUUCAGAUGGGCCCUGAGCGUGCGUUGCUUCUCGACAGGCUCGCUAGCAACGUUGCCAAACGGAAGAGCUCGAUGCCACAGAAGUUCACGGGUGAUAACGGCGUCUGCCUGGAUUUGAGCUUUAACAGGGAACUGGUCCACCGAUCUGACGUGAAGGACCCCCCUGCUGGUUCACCAGGGCCCGACGGUCACCACCAGCAGCAGCCCUUCCUCUCAGGGCCCGACGGUGACCCGCCUCCCUCUCACAGAUCCUACUCCAUCCCACUUAACCGUACCGACAGCAGCCCCAUGGGCCUUACCAAUGGCCACAAGAUGGGUCUGUCGCUUCUGGGUCUCCCUCAGCCCCCCCUCAGCAUGGACUCAUUCCACUCUGAUGGCUCCCAGAUGCCCAAUCCUAUCAUGUACCGUUUAGGGCACUUGCUUGGGGGGCUGAACCACCAGAACGGGGUCCCCCACCCACACACCCAGCCCAUUCCCCUGUCCCCUCGCGAGGCCUUGCGAGUGAUGCAGGCCGACGGUGAGGCCGGAGCACUGCCCGGAGCAGUGUACCCCUGCGGCCACUGCAGAAUCAUCUUCCUGGACUAUGUCAUGUUCACCAUCCACAUGGGCUGCCACGGCUUCCGUGACCCACUGGAGUGCAAUGUGUGCGGCCACCGCAGUCGGGACCGUUACGAGUUUUCCUCCCACAUAGCCCGUGGCGAGCACCGCCUAGAACUGAAGUAGAUCACGCCUAUGCACACAAAUGAAUACAACCCUAUGGGAAAACACACACAGAUUUACUCAUAUAUGUAGCUGGUAGUAUCAGAAAUGAAAGCAUGAACUAGCAGCUAUAUCUACUCUGUGUGUUUAUGUGCAUGCAUGUGUGAGUGUUUUUGAGUGUGUGCUUAUGUCUGAGUGAGAUAUUGAGAGACACUGUAGGAGUGUGAUGUCUGUUCUAGUCAUUCUGUUCUCAUCUGAAAAGAUGGGCUGACUUAACCUCGGCAGCUGGUUAUAUCAUAAAGCCAAAAACCUUGUUUUUGUUCAAAUGUUCAGCAAAAUGGCAACAAAAUGCAUCAUGUACCUACUAUUGUUUUUUCCUUUACCUUUUUAAAGAUGUGAGAAUAAAAGACGAACCUUCCCCCAUGA
Messenger RNA from Melanotaenia boesemani (Boeseman's rainbowfish), 2556 nucleotides. Its product is annotated as zinc finger protein Helios-like. Lineage: Eukaryota; Metazoa; Chordata; Actinopteri; Atheriniformes; Melanotaeniidae. The record is from RefSeq and is a predicted model, not a curated record. The transcript has 10 exons. Gene Ontology annotation, molecular function: DNA-binding transcription factor activity; RNA polymerase II cis-regulatory region sequence-specific DNA binding. Gene Ontology annotation, biological process: regulation of transcription by RNA polymerase II. Bases 1 to 2154 code for a protein of 717 amino acids.